Molecule: messenger RNA, 1017 nt
Organism: Drosophila rhopaloa
Lineage: Eukaryota; Metazoa; Arthropoda; Insecta; Diptera; Drosophilidae
Exons: 3
Coding region: 306-953 (215 amino acids)
Source: RefSeq, a predicted model, not a curated record
UUCAUCCCACAGGAUGAAAAGAAUAAAAAGAUGUCCAAGAAGUUGCAGGUCCCAACGCUCAAAAAGUUCUUGCAAACUGAAAAGAGACAACUCAGAAUUUUUGAAUCAAAUCUAGUCAUCUACAAAACUCAGUCAAACGGUUUUGUAUGUUCAUAGGUCUCAUAACUCAUUUGCACUCAGAUCCAAGACAUCAGGAAAACAGUGUCAAAUAGUUUCGGGGGAAAUUUCAAGGUACAAAUAGGUAAAGUCGCUUUUGUCGUGAGAAAAUUGCUGAAUUGAAUUGCCAGUAAAUUUCAAGUCUCAAAAUGUCUCACACAUGCCCGGUCCAUAAUAAGGACUCCCAUGCCAUAAUCAUCACCAAAUCCGCUGAAUCGGAUGACACCAAGAUCGCCAUGUGUGCCAACUUGGAGUUGGACAGCUGCCGGGCCGAGAACUGGCAGCUGAAGAAGAAGCUGGUCGAGUACGAGGCCACGAUCAAGAACCUCGAGCAGCUGGUGACCACCAUUGCGGACAAGCAGCACCAGAUCCUCAGCGAGGUUGUGGAGAUGCGCAAGGAGAGUCGCGCCGCUCCGAUGGAAUCAUCCAAUUCCCAGAUGGACUCUUCAGGAUCCCCGUCCGUGCAGCUCCGUGACGAGGAAGAGGAUGGCUACAGACCGGACUCUGAAUCCGAGGGCGACGGUACCCAGUCCCCGGUCCUCACUCGCCGUUCCUCGAUGGCCUCACUGAUUUCAUUGUGCUUUUCAUCGACCAGUUCGCUGGGCUUUUCCAAUGCCGAAGAUAGCUCUGAUUCUGAAUACGAACGAAAUCUAUAUGCCGAAUUGGGCAUGAACCGCUAUUCCGAUCCCGAGACAGAUCACUCGGAGGAGAUUGGGGAAGCCAAUUUGGUUCCAAUCACUCCGCCUGUUAUUUCGCCGAUACAAGAUUACACUUCUGAGGGCGAUAGCGAACAAUAAGCCAACUCGCUCAUGCUUAAACAUUUGCUUAAAUAGACAAUUAUAAGUUGGUUUGAAAAUAUUA